AUGACCAAGGACUCGCCCAACUCUUCGGGUGGCGGCCGCGCGACACCCAAGAAGCUGGGCCCAACCCCAACGACGGCGGUGCUGGAGGAGCAGAGGCGGGAGCUGGAGAAGCUGCGGGUCGAGCUGGAGGCUGAGCGAGCGCGCGGGAGGACGGAGCGGCGGCGCUCCGCGGCCCAGGCGCGCCAGCUGCGGGAGGCAGCAGAGAGGGAGCGGCAGCAACUGGUUGACCAUCUGCGCUCCAAGUGGGAAGCACAGAGCUGUCGUGAGCUGCGGCAGCUGCAGGAGGAGAUGCUGAGGGAGCGCGAGGCCGAGAUCCGGCAGCUGCUGCGUUGGAAGGAAGCCGAGAUGCGGCAGCUGCAGCAGCUGCUGCACCGCGAUCGCGACUGCGUUGUUCGCCAGGCGCGGGAGCUGCAGCGCCAGCUCGCCGCAGAGCUAGUGAACCGCGGCUACUGCGGCCGCGCAGGGGUGCCAGAAGUCGCCGCCGCGCAGUGUCGCUGUCGCCUGCAAGAAGUGCUGGCGCAACUUCGGUGGGAGACCGACGGCGAGCAGGCCUCGCGCAUCCACUACCUGCAGGCGGCGCUAGACCUGGAGCGGCAGCUCUUUCUCAAGUACAUCCUGAAGCACUUCCGCUGGCACCCGGUUUUGUCCAGUACCCCCGAUACACAAGCUGUGCAUUCUUCGAAAGAGUCGCACCCCGACACGUCCGGUGACUCUCGCCAUCCCCCAAAGUUCGCCUGUCGACUCGAAUCCCUUGACAGCCUGAGCACCCGCGUUCCCGUGCGCUCUCGUUCUCUCGACCUGGUACCCGCAGCGUGCACCCACUCCCCUGACAACCUGCUCCGCACGCGCGCAAGCUCCCUCGAUUCCUUGGCACCAGCGAGUCCCCGCUUGCUCGACAGCACCAGGAGUCGUCCCAAGGUCCUCGAAACCGAGGAGCAGGACUCCUUCUCACCAGACACUUUCAUCCUGGGCUCCCCGAGUCCCCCAGCACACCUGCUGCCACCACCACCACCACCACCAUCGGGGCCCAGACGACCUAGCGACCGGCAAGGAGAAGACUCCGGGAACCAGCCUUGCGAGGCCAUGACUCUGUCACCGCUGUGCCUGGACUACCACGAGCUUGUGAAGCAGAACUCAGAACUGUCUGAGACGUUGCAGGUGCUGGCGCGCCGCUGCUCUGGCCUGCAGGAAGAGAACAUGCAAUUGCGGCGCGCAGGCUUUCCAGACAAGGCGGAGGAGAAGGUGAAACGACUCAAGGUGAAGCACGCGGAGCUAACAGGCCUGGCUCGGCGUCUAGAGGACCGGGCCCGCAAGCUGCAAGAAACCAACCUGCGGGCUGUGAGCGCGCCUGUGCCUGGGGAGAGCCGCGCUGGCCUGGAGCUGUGCCAGGCCUUUGCCCUCCAGCGCGCCCGAGACAAGUCGGAGCAGGCGAGCGCGCUGUUGGCCAAGGACAAGCAGAUCGAAGAGCUGCAACAGGAGUGUCACUUGCUGCAGACGCAGGUCGCCUCAGGCCUCGGCAGCACCCAGCAUCCUAGUGGGGGCGCGGCUAGCGACCAGUGGCUCAAAGUCAGCGACUUGGACCGGCUACAGCGCGAGUCCCAGCGGGAGGUGUUGCGCCUGCAGAAGCAGCUGACGCAGCAGCAGGCCACCGGCUGCGCUCGGAAGGAGUCGGGCUGCCAGAGCGUACCCUGCGAAGAGGCGCGGUGCCAGGUGCAGACUCUGGAGCAGGAGCUCGGCGCGCGGCGGCGCGAGUGCGAGGAGCUGAGAGCAGAGGCGGCGGCGGCACGGCGGCACGGGGAGGAGGCAGAGGCACAGCUGCAGAUCGCGCUACGUGAAGGCGCCUGGCUGGCCAAGGAGAACGCGCGGCUGCAGGCCCAAGCCGACUGGCUGAGAAAAGUGGCAGCAAAGAAUGACGACGUGCGCGGGCAGCUGGGCCGCGCGUGCCAGGAGCGCGACACCGCCGGCUUGCAGGCGGAACAGCUGCUGCAGCAAGCGGCGCACAGGCAGGACAGGCAGCAGCAGCUGCAGCAUGACCUGCGGAAGGCCUCGUGUGAUCCCCAGGCUGCCCAGGAGGAGAUGGGAGUGCUGCAGUGUCAGUCUUGUCACCAUCCCCAGGAGCCCCGGGAGGCCCCCCCAGCCCCAGAUUCCCAAGACAGGAAUAGCAUAAGAACCAAGUUCCAGCCAGGGCCUGAAGACCAAGUGUCUCCACAGCCCAGCAGAGACAAACAGGAGGAGAAGGAAGCCUCUCUGCAAGAGAGCCCAGUUGCCCUCGGAGAUCCAUCCAGUGUCCCCCAAGUGCCAGACAGAGCCCCAGCCAGCCAGCCUCUGGACUCCAUACCCCAGUCCAAGAAAACCAGCUCCCAGUCAAACUCCUCCUCUGAGGUGGAAUCCAUGUGGGCCACUGUACCAUCUUGCCUUUCUCUGGAUGUGGACACAGCCAGUGAGGUGGAGGAUCUGGAUUCUGACAGUGUGUCCUUGACCCUCGAAGUGGAGGACUUAGAGACCGCUGACACCCCCAAGCUCAAGAUCUUCCUGGUUCGAUAUAGCUACAACCCAUUUGAGGGACCCAAUGAGAACCCUGAGAAUGAACUGCCCCUCACGGCUGGGGAUUAUGUGUAUAUCUUUGGGGAUAUGGAUGAGGAUGGCUUCUAUGAAGGGGAGCUUGAGGAUGGCCGGCGGGGCCUGGUACCCUCCAACCUGGUGGAGCGGAUUCUAGACAGCGAUAUCCUUGGCUGCCUGACCCCAGAAUCCCCUGACCUUGGCCCCACUCAACUCCCAGCUGGACAGGGCAAAGCUUCAAAGGAAGACACUGGUCACAGCUUAUUGCCUGAGAAAGCUCAGCAAACUGUGGACACAGAGACAUGCCAGAUGGUGAGGUCAGGCUCCGAGACAGAAGUGGCUAUAGAGAUCUCAGAUGCCAAGACAGAAGAUGGCUGGCUGGGCUCACUGCAGAGUAUGGAGAAGCAAGACUUCUCCAAACCCCUUCUAGGGGCCAGAGGGGUCCUUUGUAUAGCCCCCAAGCAACUACACCUUCAGAACAUUGCAGCCACAUCAGCCGAGAUCACCUGGGUUGACAGCGGCAGCAGCCACUCACACGUGGUAUACCUCAAUGACCAUAAGCAUGCCCUGACCCCAGCGGGUGUGAGUGGCUACAUCUUCCACAGUCUGCGUCCCGGCACACGGUACCAGGUGCAGGUGGAAGUGCAACUGCCAUGGGACUCACUUCAGGUGCACUGGGAAACCAUGUCUUCUACUAUCACCUUCGACACGCCCUUGGCAGGACCCCCUGACCCUCCACUGGAUGUGCUGGUAGAGCAUCACACCUCACCAGGCUUCCUGGUGGUCAGCUGGCUCCCAGUGACUAUCCACUCAGCUGGGUCCUCCAAUGGGGUGCAGGUUACUGGCUAUGCUGUGUAUGCUGACGGGCUCAAGGUUGCAGAGAUCGCUGAUGCCACCGCUGGGAGCACCAUGUUGGAAUGGUCCCAGCUCCAGCUGCCCCUGAUGUGCCAGAAGGUUUCAGUGAGAACCAUUUCGCUUUGUGGCGAGUCACUGGAUUCAGUGCCGGCUCAGAUCCCUGAGGACUGUUUUAACUGUAACAGAUUGCCAGAGACCUCUCCCUUUAGCUACACCUGUGGUGACCUGUCCCCCUUUAGAGUCACCUUCCCCAUCUGCCCUCAGAGGCUAGCGCUAGCUCCACUGAGUGCCAAGGCCAGUUCCCACAUCUCCAGGAGCUGUGGGGAGCCCCUGGCAGAGUUCCUAGAAGCAUUUCCUGAAGGACCCCCAAGGAGGUGCUCCCCAGUGCCCAACCUGAGUUCAGAAGGAGAAUGUCAGAGUGCAGGGGCUGGCAACCAAACCCAAGGGCCUGCAGAGGCCUGGGAGGUCUGCAGAAAAGACAUGAUCAUUCAGAAGAGUCCCCAGAACCACAAGCUGCCCCUGCCCAGUGGCCAGUCUGAGAGGGAAGAAGACCACUACCAGCCCAUGGUCAACAGCCAAAGCCCUGCCCUGGGAGUUGUCCAUCUGUCUCCUGAGCGUGGGCCCAGGAAAGAAGCAUGCCAGGAUAAGCCUGCCCUUGAGAAGGUCCUUGGGCAAAAGCAAGAUGCCCAAGUGUUCGAUCGAUAUGGGUCUGACUCCCAUGACAUUUUGCAGCAGGAAGAGGCAGUGUGCUUUGGUCCAUGGGCUACAGGGAGACAAGGACAGAGGAGGGAGCUUAAGACCCAGAGUAGACAAGGUCAGGCUCUGGGGGGCAAGAGAGAGAAUCAGCUCCAGGAGCCCAGCUCUGCGCUCGGUCUAGCUCCAUCCAGCAAAGUCAUUAAGAUGUCCAGUGGAGGCCCCCCACUGCCGGGGGAGAGUGAGGACACUCCAGUGAGGAUCUUUGUGGCACUCUUUGACUAUGACCCCCUGGUGAUGUCUGCCAACCCUGAGGCUGCAGAGGAGGAGCUGGCCUUCCGGGAAGGGCAGUUGCUGAGAGUGUGGGGCUCUCAGGACGCCCACGGCUUCUACUGUGGGGAAUGCAAUGGUCGAGUGGGCAGCAUCCCUGGGCACCUGGUGGUUGAUGUGGAAGUGGUCAUGGAGAGGACUGAUGGGAGGUGGCAUUUGCCAGUGCAAAGACAUCUGUCCUCUGUGGCCCACCUUGAUGACUUUGGAGGACUCACCAGCCCCCAGGACUCCUUUCUCCUGCCCCAAGGGAACCCCAGGAGACCCUCACUAUGGACCUCAAUGACCAUGAUGGCAGCUAUGGACUAUGACCCCAAAGAUGGGCAGGUGGGGGGAAGGAUAAAGGACAAGCUGUCACUGAAGGCUGGGGACCUGGUCACAGUCUACGGGCCAAUGGAUGACAAGGGAUUCUAUUAUGGGGAGUCAGGAGGCCACAGAGGCUUUGUCCCAGGCCACCUGCUGGAUCCUGUGUCCCUCCAUGGAGAGUGA
This is a messenger RNA of Phyllostomus hastatus (greater spear-nosed bat), 4923 nucleotides long. Its product is annotated as RIMS-binding protein 3B-like. Gene Ontology annotation, cellular component: manchette; nucleus. The transcript has a single exon. The record is from RefSeq and is a predicted model, not a curated record. Gene Ontology annotation, biological process: fertilization; spermatid development; neuromuscular synaptic transmission. Gene Ontology annotation, molecular function: protein binding. NCBI's taxonomy places the organism in Eukaryota, Metazoa, Chordata, Mammalia, Chiroptera, Phyllostomidae. The coding region runs from base 1 to 4923 and encodes 1640 amino acids.